GACUCUUCCCCUGCAGGCUCCUGCCUGGACUCCUCCAGCGGGACAGAGGGAGAGAUGCAGGUUGGAGAACUAGGGCGCAGGCCCCAGCUGGGGUAAACGGACCCAACGGCUGCAGAGCAACGUGGCCGCAGCCCCCAAACCUCCAAAUCCAGGCUCCGGGAGAGAAGAUGGAAAGGGCAGCGCCAAGGGGCCCAAAAGCAGGGACGGAGUUGGACAGAGGUGGGAAGGACCAAGUCCUGGGACCAGCCAUCUCAGUCAGCCCUCGAAGGUCCUGCACAGGAUGGCAAACACUGAGGACUGAGCCGCGUAAUGGGAUGUCCCAGUAUUGGGAAGAGCGACUGCAGGAGGAGCUACGGCGCUUACAGACGCCUGCGGAAGUUGUGCCGACACCAGUCUCUGCAUCAAAAAUCCCGCCGCUGCUGGAGCUGACCCCAGAGGAUGACAUUGAGGCCUGUCUGGCCUCCUUCGAGCAAGUGGCUGGUGCCUGCCAGUGGCCCAGAGGAGAGUGGGUGACCCGCCUUGUGCCGACCCUCAGUGGGAAAGCCCGACAGGCCAUUAGCAGCCUGGAUGCCCGAGACGCUGGAGACUACGGGAAGGUGAAGGCCGCCAUCCUGCGAGGCUGCGACGUUGGCAUGGAGACGCAGCGCCAGCGCUUCCGGCAGUUCCGCUACCAGGAGGCCGAGGGGCCCCGGGCCGUUUUCUGCCGACUCUGGGAGCUCUCCCAUCGGUGGCUGAAGCCGGAGAUCCGCACCAAGGAGCAGAUCAUGGAGCUGCUGAUCCUGGAGCAGUUCCUGACCAUCCUGCCGGAGGAAAUCCAGCGCUGGGUUUCUCAGCAUUGCCCAGAAACAUGUGCCCAGGCCGUAUCCCUGGCAGAGGAUUUCCAGGUCACAGUGCGUGUGAAGGUUGAGGACGUGACCCCAGAAGAGAUGGAUGCCCCUGAAGCAUUGGGGGAAUCUCAGCGUGCCCUGCAGGAGCCACCGCUGCAGCCCCAUCCCACGAGGGGAUCCCUGGAGGAGGCGCUGAGGAAGCACGAGCUGCCCUGUGCCCCUGAAAAGGAGCCCCGAGUUGGACAGGAAAUGGCAGGUGCCGGGAUCCUGAGCCGGGGUGAGGAGAAGCCUCACAACCAAGGGCCUGAAAACCUUCAGCCCCCCAGUAUAUCACAGCAGGAUUCAGGGGGGAGCAUUAAUCACAGACCAGAGCAGAGAGGAUCCUACAAGAGGCAGAAGAGGAGCUCAGCUGGAAAGGAGCCAGAUCUACCAGCGGAAUGUGAAAGCGGAUUAAGGAGGCUCACCCAGCCUUCUGCACUGGCGAGACCACAGGGCUCAGGAGACCUUCACCACCAGAGCAGCGUUCACAGGCCAGAGAAGCCCCAUAAAUGUCGAGAUUGUGGGGAAAGGUUCUGGGAGAAGCAGGCACUCACAGCCCAUGGGAGAGUCCAUGAGAAGGAGAGACCCUAUCCCUGUCCUGAAUGUGGGAAAAGCUUCAACAGAUUGACCCAUCUCAAAACCCACCAGAGAACCCACACGGGAGAGAAACCCUAUUUCUGUGCUGAAUGUGGGAAGAACUUUGGCCACCUCUCCACACUCAUUACACACCAGCGGCUGCACACAGGGGAGAGACCCUACUCCUGCGACGAGUGCGGGAAAACCUUCACCAACCCCUCAGACCUCAACAAGCACCAGCGCUCCCACACCGGCGAGCGGCCUUACUCCUGCGCCGAGUGUGGGAAGCGCUUCAGCCAGCUCUCCAACCUGACGAUGCACCAGAGGACUCACACGCAGGAGAAGCCCUACCCCUGUGCCGAGUGUGGGAAGAGCUUCAAGUACCUGGCGUACCUCGCCAUUCAUGAGCGCUCCCACACCGGGGAACGGCCCUUCCCCUGCACCAAGUGCGGGAAGAGCUUUAGUAACAAAUCCUCUCUGGCCCGGCACCUGAGAAUCCACGCCCGAGCCAUGGCCAUGGACAAGUGAGACCCUCCCGGACAAGGGCUCCUUUCCAGUUGUGUGUAUGUAUCAUGUGAAGCAGGGCCUGCAAAAAACUAGCAUCCUGCCCUCCUCUCCCACUUCAGAACCACCCCCCUUCAGACACUGGGUGUCAUGUAUUGGGGCUACUUCUUUGAGUGGACUCCCUAUCGGCGCUCCACUUUAGUUGAUGGAGUGCAUCUACUAAUUGGAGAAUUUUCAGAGCAGUAACUGGUUGGGCCACACACGUGCUUGUCCCCAAAUUGCGCCUGUAGAGGCAGCUAACUAGUUCUGUGGUGCCCCCGCACCCUGCAGGUCCUGCUCAACCGCCCUUGGUCAAGUCGGAGCUCCAGCCAUGCGCCUGCUACCCGUACCUCAAUUUAGUUGUGUUAGAUUAGUUAAGGAAUUAGUCUAGUUAGGUCAAUUGGUUAUGAACCUUUUAAUUCCUUUUCUCCCUCUUUAUCCCCUUAAGGGACGUUAUUUUCCUCAGAAUGUCAAGGUUGUCUGGCUGAUAAAUGUUGCCUCUCUCGUUGCCAGGCAAUUCCGCUUUCUGACAGACACUCACACUGUAUCCUGUGCCUGGGGGAAACUCGUGUUCCCUGAAAGUGCCCAGAUUGCCAUAAUCUAAGACUUGGAGUAGGAAAGCCAGGAGUCUGAUGGAGAAGACCUUCAUCCCGCUUCACACCUGGCUUGAAAACUUCUCCAGUUGCCCUGUCACCAUAGGUAGCUUCCAACAGACACACAUACCCCUUCAUCCUGAAAGGAAGGGACCUGUCUCCAAAAUGAUGUGGGAUGAGGAGAGCUAGCACUGCCCCUCCCAGGGCCACGUCAAGGAAGAAAUGUUCCCAGAUUCUGUCCACCACAUCGGUUCUGACUACACCACAGCAUGGUACCUUUGAGUCAGCAGGGACCUUCAGAGCCAACAGUACUAAGCAUGUAGACUCUGAGGGUAUGUCUAGACUACAGGGUUUUGUGGACAGAAGGUUUUUCGACAGAUACUGUUGACAAAGAGCGUCUAGAUGACAUCCAGUUCU
Pelodiscus sinensis (Chinese soft-shelled turtle) is the source of this 2995-nucleotide messenger RNA. Lineage: Eukaryota; Metazoa; Chordata; Testudines; Trionychidae. The record is from RefSeq and is a predicted model, not a curated record.